CCAGUCCAGGCAAGCAGGAGAGGACAUGGCAGCCCUGCAGGAGAAGAAGUCAUGCAGCCAGCGCAUGGCCGAAUUCCGGCACUACUGUUGGAACCCGGACACUGGGCAAAUGCUGGGCCGCACCCCAGCCCGGUGGGUGUGGAUCAGCCUGUACUACGCAGGUUUCUAUGUGGUCAUGACCGGGCUCUUUGCCUUGUGCAUCUAUGUGCUGAUGCAGACCAUUGACCCCUACACCCCAGACUACCAGGACCAGUUAAAGUCACCAGGGGUAACCUUGAGACCGGACGUGUAUGGGGAAAGAGGGCUGAAGAUUUCCUACAAUGUCUCUGAAAACAGUUCCUGGGCUGGCCUCACACACACCCUGCACAGCUUCUUAGCAGGCUAUACCCCAGCAUCCCAGCAGGACAGCAUCAACUGUACAUCUGAAAAGUACUUCUUCCAGGAGAGCUUUGCAGCUCCAAACCACACCAAGUUCUCCUGCAAGUUCACUGCAGACAUGCUACAAAACUGCUCAGGCCUGGCGGACCCCAGCUUCGGCUUCGAGGAGGGGAAGCCCUGCUUCAUUAUUAAAAUGAACAGAAUUGUCAAGUUCCUCCCCAGCAACAACACAGCUCCCCGAGUGGACUGCACCUUCCAGGAUGAUCCCCAAAAGCCCCGGAAGGACACUGAACCCCUGCAGGUCGAGUACUAUCCCCCCAAUGGCACCUUCAGUCUCCACUAUUUCCCCUACUAUGGCAAGAAAGCACAGCCCCACUACAGCAACCCUCUGGUGGCAGCCAAGCUCCUCAACGUCCCCAAGAACAUGCAAGUCAGCAUCGUGUGCAAGAUCCUGGCAGACCACGUGACCUUCAACAACCCCCAUGACCCCUACGAAGGGAAGGUGGAGUUUAAACUUACAAUACAGAAGUAAAACGUGGGAGUGGUGUCCACCCCUCAGAUGGGUGGACACGGAUGGACACUCUUCCUGACUGCACAGCCUCUGCUGGCCAGCAUGCACGGCCACUUCCAUCAUGGCCCAGAGCUGACACCAGGAAGUGCUCCAGCCCAGCACUCCCCGAGUAUCACCAACCCUCACGUGAGCGCAAUCCUAUCGGAGCUGUGGGGUUAACACGGGGACCCAGAGUCCGGCUGCCACUAAGGAAGGCCUAUCUGUCCACAUUUCUGUCCUGUGAUCAUUUGCCCGUCCUGCACUUCAAUAUGAACUAUGGGUCCACAUCAGGGUAACACUGGUCACCCUGGCAUGACACAUCUCCAGUUCGUGCUUCUGAGACCACAGUCCCUAUGCCAUCAAAACAAACUAUAUUAAAGUUAUUCUUAUUCUGUGUGA
Mus musculus (house mouse) is the source of this 1327-nucleotide messenger RNA. It is a transcript of the gene Atp4b, whose product is annotated as ATPase, H+/K+ exchanging, beta polypeptide. Gene Ontology annotation, biological process: pH reduction; response to lipopolysaccharide; sodium ion transport. Gene Ontology annotation, cellular component: sodium:potassium-exchanging ATPase complex; plasma membrane; apical plasma membrane. The transcript has 7 exons. The record is from RefSeq and is marked validated. Bases 26 to 910 code for a protein of 294 amino acids. Lineage: Eukaryota; Metazoa; Chordata; Mammalia; Rodentia; Muridae. Gene Ontology annotation, molecular function: heterocyclic compound binding.